AUGAUUUUAUUUGGUUGUCUUACAUUAAAUAAUAUUCAUCAACGGCGUCGAGUAUUACCCAUUAUAGGUGAAAAUAAUCGAGCUACUCGACGUACAGAUAGUCAAUUAUUACGUAUGUUAACUGCUCAAGUUCUUUGCAUUGUAAUUUCAACGUUACUAUCUUCUGUUGAAAGACUCUAUUUAUCAAUCACAGAAAAUAUUGUUAAAGAUUCAAUUCGAGUUGCUCAAGAAAAUUUAGCUACUCAAACGGUAAAUGCAAUGACAUAUUUUGCUCAUUCAACUACUUUCUAUUUGUAUACACUAACUGGUGCCGUUUUUCGCAAGGAAGUUUUCAAAAUUUUCCAUCGCUGUUUUCGUCAAAAGCACAAGAAUCCAGUGAAUAUAUCAAAUGAUAGCAAUAAAAGAAUAAUCUUGGAAAAGCAACAACGUAAUAUUAAUGCGACUAGUGAUAUUAAUAAACCAUAA
Molecule: messenger RNA, 465 nt
Organism: Adineta steineri
Lineage: Eukaryota; Metazoa; Rotifera; Eurotatoria; Adinetida; Adinetidae
Source: the annotation of a GenBank genome assembly